Messenger RNA from Drosophila mauritiana, 2173 nucleotides. It is a transcript of the gene eRF1, whose product is annotated as eukaryotic peptide chain release factor subunit 1. The transcript has 8 exons. Gene Ontology annotation, molecular function: translation release factor activity, codon specific; sequence-specific mRNA binding. The coding region runs from base 259 to 1572 and encodes 437 amino acids. Gene Ontology annotation, cellular component: translation release factor complex; cytosol. Gene Ontology annotation, biological process: cytoplasmic translational termination. The record is from RefSeq and is a predicted model, not a curated record. NCBI's taxonomy places the organism in Eukaryota, Metazoa, Arthropoda, Insecta, Diptera, Drosophilidae.
AUCGGAGUUUUACCACCCCUAUUUUUUGAGCUCUGUGCACGUUGUAUGAGAAAAAUUUAUGCAGAUGUAUUCGCCAAUUUGUAUUCAUCGCCAGCCACGUUAAAAGGAAGAACGUGUAUGUGAAUACGACCUGCAGAGGAUCUUAGCGAAGGAUUCAGGAGCCCAAAUUCUCAAUCCCCAUCCCACACACACACAUAUACUCGCACGUAGGCACGCUCUCUGUGAGAGGAAGGGUAAAUAAAAGAAGCAACGAGCAAAAUGUCUGGCGAGGAAACGUCUGCCGAUCGCAAUGUCGAGAUCUGGAAAAUCAAGAAGCUCAUCAAGAGCCUGGAAAUGGCCCGCGGCAAUGGAACCAGCAUGAUUUCUUUGAUUAUUCCGCCAAAGGAUCAAAUCUCGCGCGUCAGCAAAAUGUUGGCCGAUGAGUUUGGAACGGCGUCGAACAUCAAGUCGCGUGUAAAUCGCCUGUCCGUCCUCGGUGCCAUUACGUCGGUACAGCACAGACUCAAAUUAUACACCAAAGUGCCUCCCAACGGUUUGGUCAUCUACUGCGGCACAAUAGUCACAGAGGAGGGCAAGGAGAAGAAGGUGAACAUAGACUUUGAGCCAUUCAAGCCCAUAAACACGUCGCUCUACCUCUGCGACAACAAGUUCCACACGGAGGCCCUCACUGCCCUGCUCGCCGACGACAACAAAUUUGGAUUCAUCGUGAUGGACGGUAAUGGAGCGCUGUUCGGUACCCUUCAGGGCAACACCCGCGAGGUGCUCCACAAGUUCACCGUCGAUCUGCCGAAGAAGCACGGUCGUGGUGGUCAGUCCGCCCUUCGUUUCGCCCGUCUGCGUAUGGAGAAGCGCCACAACUACGUGCGGAAGGUCGCCGAGGUAGCCACCCAGCUCUUCAUCACGAACGACAAGCCCAACAUUGCCGGACUCAUCCUGGCUGGUAGUGCGGACUUCAAGACUGAGCUCAGUCAGUCUGAUAUGUUCGAUCCUCGUUUGCAAUCAAAAGUCAUCAAGCUGGUGGAUGUGUCGUAUGGUGGGGAAAACGGUUUUAACCAGGCCAUUGAACUGGCGGCCGAAUCAUUGCAGAACGUGAAAUUCAUACAGGAGAAGAAACUCAUUGGUCGCUACUUUGAUGAAAUUUCUCAGGAUACUGGCAAAUACUGUUUUGGAGUGGAGGACACUUUGCGGGCACUGGAACUUGGCUCUGUGGAGACCCUCAUUUGUUGGGAGAACCUGGAUAUUCAACGUUAUGUUCUCAAGAAUCAUGCCAACUCGACGUCAACGACAGUAUUACAUUUGACGCCCGAGCAGGAAAAGGACAAGUCGCACUUCACUGACAAGGAGAGCGGGGUAGAAAUGGAGCUGAUUGAGUCUCAGCCGCUGCUGGAAUGGCUGGCAAACAACUACAAAAUGUUCGGCGCCACACUGGAGAUUAUCACGGAUAAGUCCCAGGAAGGAAGUCAGUUCGUGCGAGGUUUCGGCGGAAUCGGCGGCAUUUUGCGCUAUAAAGUAGAUUUCCAAUCCCUACAGGCCGACGAGCCGCUGGAGGACGUCGAUCUCGAUGACUAUUAAGCCUAUUAAGGGUGGGCUGCGAACGGGUCUCGAUUAUGCGUUACAUACAUAAUAAACCAGUACUUUUUGGGAAACCUCGUAAAGCAAAACGUUCAAAUUGAUUAGGAACCAAUUUACUUGCCACAUAGUUUUACCUAUGUUCAGCGUAGCCGUUCAAUAUUUAUCACCAAUAGGGUCCCCCUCAUCAGUCGGAUGGUGCAUUUCCUUGUCGAUCAGAUCAGCGUGCAUCUAGAUAUGUACCUAUACGUUUUACCAAAUUUUUUAAAUAGUCGUGCACCAGGCGAAAGCGCGUGCGAGGUUACUUUUAAGCAGCAAAUUAAAUUCGUAUUUCGUACUCGUAAUUCGUAAUUUGUAAUUCAAUUGUCAUGUAAAAGCGAUGCGAUAGAUAUUAGCGCAUUCUCCGUUCAUCCGGUUCGGUUUCGACUGCGGUUUUAGGAGCAAAAGAUCUUCGGUGAACAUGCCACAUGCCACAUGCCACUUUCGAACGUAUCUGCAUUUCCCCUAUUCAAAUUACAGCCGAGUGUUAUAAGAAAGUAUACAAAUCUAAUCCAUAAAAUUGUAAUAAAAAUUAAACCAGAAUAAAAACACCACACAUAAUGAG